AUGACGGACUUUGCCAAGAAGGCGGGCCUAGUCGCUGGGGGCGUCAUUGCGGCUCCGAUCGCCCUAGCCGCAGUUGGAGCAAAAUCGGCCUACGAUGCUCUGACCAAAGAAGACGUCGAAGCUUCACCAGUUCACGACUUCAAAGAAACCACUACUACGACCACGAUAACUCGGGAAUACCACGAAAAAGAAGGUCACGCCUCUCCGGAGCUUCCAACGGAUCCGGAGGAAUCCUUCAAGAUCACCACGACAACAGUUUCUCGGGAAUACCAUGACUCCCGUCGUGGCUCCGAACUCGAUGAUAGCCAGCUUUCUCCGGCGGCCACCGAAGACUCGCAAUCUUCCAAAUACGCUGAGAAAAUUGUAACAAAAUCUGACGUUGAUGAAAGCGAACCAGAUUACAAGAGAACCGUCACCAUGACCACUGAGAUUCACGAGUUUCUCCGUGGAGACGAGUUGCCGGAAGAAGAUCUUCAAGCCAGGCCAAGUCACUUCGAAAAAGAAGACUUUGAUCAACGCCGGCUUUCUGCUGCAUCUGAAAAAGCUCUUGAAGAUGAUGGAUACAUCGAGAAAAUCACUACAAUUUCAACCACCAACGUCGAUGGAGAGGAGCCGACGACGAGCGUGACCACAAAGGUCCUGGAGCAUCACCCAGAAGAUGUCCCUGACCAAGAGCAUCGACGACCUUCUGCAACCUCGGAGAAGUCUCUUCCAGCUGAUUACACCGACAUCAUCACCACUACCACGACUGUUCAUGAGCAUCACCACGAAGACGUCAAACAGCCGAUGAUCGAAACGGCGAUCCAGGAGAAGCCAUCUUCUGAAGUUGAAUCUCCAACGCCGGAGCCCGUUGACGUCUCCGAGUCAACGACAGUCACCAGCUACACCUUCGAGCAGCCUGAACAAUAUCUACAACGCACUGAAACUGCUGAAAAUGACCUCGAAGAUUUGCCAACUCCAUCAGAACAGAAAGAAAUCUGUUCAGAUGAAGCGGAAGUCGAAGGAAGAGCUUCACCUGGAAGAAGGCUAUCUACAGAAUCGGGACAUCAUGAGCACGUUCUAGCUAGUCCAUCUGAACAGAAACACUUGGAAGAGCAUGACUUCCCCUCUGAACAAAAAGACCUACCAUCUCCAUCGGAAUCGAAGAAUCUCCAAGAAGAAGUGCAUCAAGGAGAAUUCGGAAGAGAAGCUGGAAAGUUAUCAGAAGACCUCGCUCCUGAACAAAAAGACUUGGAAGAAGCAGAAUUGGACCUCGAAGUGGCUCCAGCUUCCAGAAAACUGUCAGAAUCCGAAAAAGCCGAGUAUGACUUCCCUUCUGAACAAAAAGACCUGUCAUCCCCCUCAGAACAUGAAGACUUGACGAAAGAAGCUCCAGCUUCCAGGAAACUUUCUGAGAAAUCUGCAGAAGGUGCAGCACAUCCUGAUCCAUACUUCACCGAGAAAAUCACAACCACGGAAACUCUUCGCAAAUAUCACGACGGAGAAGAGGAGCCAGAGCUCGAAGAAAAGAAGAUUCACGUCGAUAUUGAUGAAACAACGAUUCGGGAGUAUCGCGAAACCGCGAACGAGGAUGGUAUCGUGGAAAGGCAGACGGUUGAGCCAGUUCAAAUCGAAAGAACUACUACGGUCACCACGGAAACUUCCUACGAAGGGCAUGAAGACGUCUACCCAGCCGUUCCAGAAGAUCAAGCUUCAGUUGCUUCCCUAGCGGGUUCAGUGGCUUCAGAGCCGCGAGACUACACGGAGACCUCGAAGAUAACGGAAGUAAUGAAGGAAUUCUUCGUGGAUUCCUCCGAAGCGACAGAAGACGUUGAAAAAGCGGCACCGGAAAAGGGAGAAGGCGCUGAAGACUUCGAGAAGGCUGAAUCUGGAGACGAAGAGACUCUAGGCGACAAGAUGCUUGGAUUCGCCAAGAAGGCUGGAAUGGUCGCUGGAGGCGUUAUCGCGGCUCCUGUCGCCUUGGCUGCCAUCGGUGCCAAAACCGCCUACGACGCUAUCAAGAAGGGCGACGAAGAUGAGGAAGACUUUGAACAACAGGACACGCUGAAAUCUGAUGAGAAGCUGCCAUCUCGAAGAGAAUCUGAAAAGUCGCUACUCCGUCACGAUUCCGAUCCAGGCCUGGAUCGCAGAGAUUCGCAUUCUCAACCGCCCUCGCAGAAGGCUGAUUCAGAAGAUGAGGAUUUUGAGCCAACACCAGCUCAUCAAUAUCCCUCGAGUGAGCACUGGACAACGGAAGUUGAAAAUUUCCAGAAGCACCAAGAAGUUCCUGAAGAGCAUUUCCAACCGGAAUCUGAAGAACAGGAACUUUCACCUGUCGGAAAGUCAAUGCCAACUGACUUCACUGAGACAAUCACCACUACAACGAUUGUUCGGGAGUUCCAUCACGAGGAAAAAGAGCCAUCAUCACCAGCUUCAUCCAGAAAAUCACAUUCUGAAUAUCAAGAGGACUUCAAGUCUUCUCCGGUUGGCUCCGAAGAUCACGACUUUGAGCCAACUCCAGCUCACCAAUAUCCAUCAAGUGACCAUUGGACGACCGAAGUGCACGACUUCCAUAAACAUCACGAGGUUCCUGAAGAGCAUUUCCAACCUGAAUCUGGUGACCAACAGACUUCUGCUGUAAUUUCUGAAAAGUCCAUUCCUACCGGCUUCACUGAAACAGUUACCACGACUACAACCGUCCGCGAAGUUCACGCCGAUUUCGAGGAGCCUUCUUCACCAGCUUUGUCAAGAAGGGCAGACUCGGAAGACCAAGACUUUGAAAAAACUCCAGCUCAUCAAUAUCCCUCGAGUGAGCACUGGACAACUGAAGUCGAAGAUUUCCAUCGACAUCAGGAAGUUCCAGAAGAGCACUUCCAGCCAGAAUCUGAACACCGAAAGCUAUCCCCUGGAGGCUCUGAAAAGUCCAUUCCAACGGGCUUCGUAGAAACGGUGACGACUACUACAACUGUCCGGGAGUUCCACCAAGAACAGGACGAGCCAUCUUCGCCAGCUUCCUCUAGGAAGGCCGAUUCAGAAUUCCACGAGGAGGAGCCCACUAGAGCUCAGGAUCAUCUUGCUUCACCGAUCUCCUCGGAAAAGGCCGAUUUGGAAGACCAUGAAUUUGAACCAACACCUGCUCAUCAAUAUCCAACAAGUGAGCAUUGGACGACUGACGUUCACGACUUCCACCGACGCCAAGAAGUUCCAGAGGAUCACUUCCAACCAGAAUCGGAAGAUCAGAAGCUUUCUCCUGAAGCCUCUGAAAAGUCGCUUCCAACAGGUUUCACUGAGACAGUUACUACUACCACUACUGUCCGUGAAUUCCACACAGAUUUCGAGGAGCCUUCCUCACAAGCUUCGUCAAGAAAGGCAGAUUCCGAAGAUCAUGAUUUCGAACCGACUCCAGCUCACCAAUGCCCAACAAGUGAGCACUGGACGACUGAAGUUCACGACUUCCAGAAACACCAGGAAGUUCCUGAAGAGCAUUUCCAUACGGAAUCUGAAAGCCAGAAACUCUCGCCUGUCACUUCUGAGAAGUCCAUUCCCACUGGCUUCACGGAAACAGUCACGACAACUACGACUGUUCGAGAAGUUCAUCAUGAAGCCCAAGCUGCAGAAGCUCAAGAUGAUGAACUUUUCACAGAAACUUCUCAAAGACGUCCUUCUGAAGCCGAAAUCCAAACCAAACCUGAAGACUUCAGCGAAGACAUUCAUGUCGACGUCAAUAGAGAGGGAAGACGUCGUUCUCUGGGAGUUUCUGAGGAUCCUGACGAGUUCGACGGCAGCACGCAUCUGACGGAGCGACGUCAAUCCCAAAUCGGACGUUUCGAAGUGGAGACUCUGCCGAUUGAACCUAAAAUUGAAGAAGAAGAUGAAUCUCUCGGAGAUAAGGUUCUGGACUUCGCCAAAAAAGCUGGCAUGGUCGCUGGAGGCGUCAUCGCAGCGCCAGUCGCCCUAGCGGCUGUGGGCGCCAAAGCCGCCUACGACAAGCUGAAGAGUGGAGACGAUGAAGAGGACAGCUUCGUGAGAGAAGUUGAGCCUGAAAGAUACGCAGUUGAAUCAGAAGUUUUCGAGAAGUCUGAAAUCGACGUCGUGCCUGAAUCGGUGCCAAGAGAAACUACUCCGCCCAUUCCCACGGAAAAGAUCGUCACUUCAGAAAAAACAGAGUUUGAACUACCGACUGCAGAAGACGAAAAAGUUAUCUCUGUGGCUCGGGAAACAACGCCGCCACCAGAAAACGUUUCCAAGUCCUCAAGUGCGGAAGACGUCCCCAACUUCCUAGUGGAAGGAUCAGAGGCAGAAGACCUGCCAUCAGUUCGUCGUUCGGCCGAAGUUCAGGACUUCGUGGAAGCCGCCGUCAAGCCUCCGAUCGUCAAGGAAGUCUCCGAUCUUUUCGAUCAACAAGAUCGAAUUUCGGCCGAAGAGGCUGCCGAAGCUAUGGCGGAGCAAGCCAUCGAGUCUCACUUCAAGGAACAUGAAAAGUCUGAAGAUUUGCAAAAAUCAGUACCUCUAGACCAGGCUUCCGUCGUUUCUCAGGUCGGAUCAGCGUCUUCUGAGCGUCGAAGCCACGACGAGUUUGAGAGAGCUUCUCCAGAUCUUUCAAGUGAGAAGCACGUCUUAUUGACAGACGUGGCUCUCCAUUCUCGCGACGCUGAUGAACAAAAUCCAAUUGAAAGAGUUGAAGAUUAUCUUGGCCUUGAACAUGGAUCUGGAGCCUUGGAAAUCAGUGAAGAUCAAGCUUCAGUCGCCUCUCUGGCUGGAUCCGCUGCUCAACAGCCAGCUGAGAUUGUCGAGAAAGAAGAGUUCAAAGUUCACUCCCCAGCACAAGAAGAACAUCUGAAAGAGGAGGCUCUACAUUCUCAAAUCUAUGAACAGACUCCAACCGAGAAAGUUGAAGAAUACCUUAACCUUGAACCAAAGUCUGAAGACCUGGAUGCCAUAAUCUCCGAAGAUCAAGCUUCAGUCGCCUCUCUAGCUGGAUCCGUCGUUCAACAGCCAGCAGAAAGAUUCGAUUCUCGUCGCUCUUCGGCUGGGAAGACUGCAGACGAGAUGGAAUCCUUUAAAAUCCAUUCUCCAGCUCAAGAAGAACAUCUGAGAGAUGAGGCUUUCCAUGCACGUCACGAUGAAGAACAGAAUCCCAUCGAGAAGGUCGAAGAAUAUCUCGGCCUUGAACCAAAACCUGAAGGUCUCGACGCCGAAGUUUCUGAGGAUCAAGCUUCUGUCGCCUCUCUAGCUGGAUCCUUCGUUCAACAGCCAGCUGGAAGAUUCGAUUCUCGACCUUCUUCCGCUUUGACUGACGCCGAAAAGACCGAGGAAAUUGUCGAAAAAGUUCACUCUCCCGUACAAGAAGAACAUCUAAAAGAGGAGGCUUCUCAUGAACAAGUUGAGAAAGUCGAAGAAUACUCUGACCAUGAAAUAAAACCUGAAGACCAUGCUUCUGUCGUAUCUCUAGCUGGUUCCGCUGCUCAACAACAAUUCGAAACUUCUCGACGUUCUUCAGAAGAACUCGUUGACAAGGACGACUUUAAAAUCCACACUCCAGCCCAAGAAGAACCUCAAAAAUCGUUCUCACCCAUCGAAUCCGAGCCAUAUCAAUCUGUUGCCAGAGAAGGACAGCUACAUCGAGAACCUUCUGUUACACAUCUGGAUGAAGAAGAAGAGAAGGAAUCGCUCGGCGAUAAAAUUCUAGGAUUCGGCAAGAAAGUCGGAAUGGUUGCCGGAGGCGUUCUAGCAGCUCCAGUCGUUUUGACCGCUGUUGGAGCAAAGACGGCCUACGACGCCUUAACGAAAGAAAACGAGGAAAAGCCGGCAGAAUCUGAAGUUACGACGUCUCCGCGUUUCGAGCGCUCAAUUGGAGAUGAAGAAGAUAGAGAAGACCGACGACGCUCUUUCGAAGAUCAACAUGAAGUGCCUGAAAAAGAGAAGAUCCAUCAUGAAGAUCUUGCUUCUCCUACUGCCUCGGAGAAAGCUGAUUCAGAAGAUCAUGACUUUGAGCCAACACCAGCUCAUCAUUAUCCCUCAAGCGAGCACUGGACAACGGAAGUCGAAGAUUUCCAUCGACAUCAAGAAGUUCCUGAAGAAAGAUACCAAGCUGACGUGCAGCAUGGUUUUGAUGAACCUUCUCAAGAUGAUCUGUCUCCAGUUGGUUCAGAAAGAGAUUUGCCGACAAGUUAUACAGAAACGGUGACGACCACCACCACAGUUCGUGAAUUCCAUCAAGAAGAGGAGGAGCCAUCAUCUCCAGCUUCGUCAAAGAAAUAUGGUUCUGAACAUCAGGAUGAGGAAGAACAGACUCCAGCUCAUCAAUAUCCCUCAAGUGAGCAUUGGACUACAGAAGUGCACAACUUCCAGAGGCACCAAGAGAUUCCUGGAGAACAUUUCCGACCUGAAUCUGGUGAUCAGCAGACUUCUCCUGUAACUUCUGAGAAGUCGCUUCCCACUGAUUUCACUAAGACAGUUACCACUACCACGACUGUCCGUGAGUUCCACACUGAUGUCGAGGAGCCGUCCUCACCAGCUUCGUCAAGAAAGGCAGAUUCCGAAGAUCAUGAUUUCGAACCGACUCCAGCUCACCAAUACCCAACAAGUGAGCACUGGACGACUGACGUUCACGACUUCCACCGACGCCAAGAGGUUCCUGAAGAGCAUUUCCAACCGGAAUCUGAAAGCCAGAAACUCUCGCCUGUCACUUCUGAAAAGUCCAUUCUAACCGGCUUCACGGAAACAGUUACCACGACUACAACCGUCCGAGAAUACCACCACGACGCUGAAGAGCCUUCCUCCCCAGCAUUAUCAAGAAAAGCGGAUUCUGAAGACCAUGAUUUUGAACCAACUCCUGCUCACCAAUAUCCAUCAAGUGACAGCUGGACGACUGAAGUUCAUGACUUCCAUCGACGGCAAGAAGUUCCAGAAGAAGAGCUCGGAUUUGAGGCUCGCGAAGAACAGCCAAAAUCGCCUCUAGGCUCCGACAAAUCACACCACGCUCAAGAAGAACGUUCCUCUCCAGCUUUGUCCAAGAAAUCUGCUUCUGAACAUCAAGAAGACUUUGAACUGGCUUCUCCAGUUUUGUCGGAAAAGGCUGGCUCUGAGCCACAAGAAGAAGAGCAAACUCCAGCUCACCAAUAUCCUUCGAGUGAAAAUUGGACGACCGAAGUUGAAGAUUUCCAUCGACAAAAGGAAGUUUCUGAAGAGCAUUUCCAUCCGGAAGUUAGAAGUGAGAAAGUACCAUCUCCUUUGUCCUCAGAAAAGUCCUUCCCAGCUGAAUUCACGGAGACGGUGACGACUACCACGACCGUGCGGGAGUUCCAUCAUGAACCCGAAGAAGCAAGAGAUAUUACUACGCCUGGAACCUCUGACGAACCUAGAGGAAAAGAGCCUGCGUCUCCAGCUCGUUCUGAGAAGGCUGAUUCAGAAGACCGUGACUUCGAACCAACUCCAGCUCACCAAUAUCCGUCAAGUGAACACUGGACGACCGGAGUUCACGACUUCCAUAGGCGCCAAGAAAUUCCGGAAGAGCACCUUGCUUUUGAAGAGCCUCAAAAAUCGCCAAUAAGCUCCGAAAAAUCCAUUCCUACUGGUUUUACUGAAACAGUCACGACAACUACGACUGUUCGAGAGUUCCACCACGAGGCUGAAGAGCCUUCUUCACCGGCCUUGUCCAGAAAGGCUGAUUCUGAAUAUCAAGAAGACUUGAAGUCCUCUCCAGUUGAGUCGGACGACCACGACUUUGAGCCAACUCCAGCUCACCAAUAUCCGUCAAGUGAGAACUGGACGACCGAAGUUCAUGAUUUCCAUCGAGGGCAAGAAGUUCCAGAAGAGCAACUGGCCUUCGAAGAUCAUCAGAAGUCGCCUCUGGGAUCAGAAAAAUUCAUCCCUACUGGUUUUACUGAAACUGUUACUACGACCACGACUGUCCGCGAGUUCCAUCAAGACGCGGCUCCUCAAGACGAAGAAGACUCCUCGUUCGUCCCUGGCUACACGCAGACUAUCUCAACGACAAGUGAAGUUCAUGAAUUCCAUCGAAAUGCUGAGCUUGUUGACGAAAAAUUCAGCCCGGAUCAUCAUCAGAAAGACGAAGGUCAUGCUGUUGAGUCGUACCCAGCUCACGAAGCCGAAGAAGAUGUUGAGCCACAAGAGUACGCCGAAAUCGGAGGCGAAUCUGAAGAUAAGAAGUCGUUUGGAGGCAAGAUGCUCGACAUCGGCAAGAAGGUCGGCCUGGUAGCAGGAGGAGUCAUCGCUGCUCCGAUUGCCCUUGGUGUCAUUGGAGCUAAGAGCGCUUACGACGCCUUGAAAAAAGACGACGGAGAGCCUUCUGAAUACCAUUACGAAGAACAAACUUCUGAAGCCAAGCCAAGUACUUUUGUUGAAGACCAGCCACCUCCUUAUCAAUACGACGAACAUGCUGAAGACGUCUCUUAUGAAAAACCAGAGUCUCCAAGUUCCGAGCGAUCUGUAGAAAAGAGUGAAUCCGAACGGCGUCCUUCUGAAGUAGGAUCUAUCUCAGAGAAGAAAGAAGAAAUCGAAGAUCAGCUUCGCUCUCCUUCGACUUCCGAAAAGGGUAUUCCAGCUGACUACACAGAAACGGUAACUACAACUACUACCAUUCGCGAAUUCCAUCCUGCAACUCAGGAGCCUUCAUCUCCAGUUUCAUCUAGAAAGUCAGAUUCUGAGGACCACGACUUCGAACCAACUCCAGCUCACCAGUAUCCCUCAAGUGAGCACUGGACAACUGAAGUUGAAGAUUUCCAUCGACGGCAAGAAGUCCCUGAAGAGCAUUUCCAACCGGAAUUUGAAGGUCAUCAGCUGCCAUCACCUCUGUCUUCAGAAAAAUCUCUUCCCACUGGUUUCACGGAAACUGUGACAACAACUACAACUGUCCGUGAGUUCCAUCAUGAGCCCGACGAGCCGACAUCUCCAGUUUCAUCCAAGAAGGCUGAUUCUGAAUAUCACGACGAGGAGCUUACUUCGGCUCAGGAAAAUCUUGCUUCUCCGAUUCCCUCGGAAAAGGCCGGCUCUGAAGACCUUGACUUUAAACCAACACCAGCUCAUCAAUACCCCUCGAGUCAGCACUGGACAACCGAUGUUCACGACUUCCACCGACGCCAAGAAGUUCCAGAAGAGCACUUCCAGCCAGAAUCUGAAGAUCAAAAGCUUUCUCCAGGAGCUUCUGAAAAGUCACUCCCAACUGGCUUCACUGAGACAGUAACUACUACUACGACUGUCCGUGAAUUCCACACUGAUGUCGAGGAGCCUUCCUCACAAGCUUCGUCAAGAAAGGCAGAUUCCGAAGAUCAUGAUUUCGAACCGACUCCAGCUCACCAAUGCCCAACAAGUGAGCACUGGACGACUGAAGUUCACGACUUCCAGAAACACCAGGAAGUUCCUGAAGAGCAUUUCCAUACGGAAUCUGAAAGCCAGAAACUCUCGCCUGUCACUUCUGAGAAGUCCAUUCCCACUGGCUUCACGGAAACAGUCACGACAACUACGACUGUCCGCGAAUUCCACCACGAGACUAAAGAGCCUUCUUCCCCAGCUCUGUCCAGAAAGGCGGAUUCUGAAAAUCAAGAAGACUUCAAAUCUUCUCCGGUUGGUUACGAAGAUCACGACUUUGAACCAACUCCCGCUCACCAAUAUCCAUCAAGUGAUCACUGGACUACCGAAGUUCAUGACUUCCAUCGACGGCAAGAAGUGCCAGAAGAACAAUACCAAGCUGAAGUCGACCAGAAACACUCUGAAAAGUCAACAGAGCCUGAAGUCACGACGUAUUCACGUUUCGAGCGCUCGAUGGAAGCAGAGGAAGGAGAAGAUCGGCGGCGCUCUUUUGAAGAUCAGGUUCCUGAGAAAGAAAAGAUUCACGAAGAAGAGCUUGCUUCUCCAAUCGCCUCAGAAACAGCUGAUUCAGAAGAUCGUGACUUUGAACCGACUCCAUCUCAUCAUUAUCCGUCAAGCGAGCACUGGACAACGGAAGUUGAAGAUUUCCAUAGACAUCGCGAGAUUCCUGAAGAGCAAUUCCAACCAGAAUCUGAAGAACGAAAGCUAGCAUCUCCUUCGGUUUCGGAAAAAUCACUUCCAACUGGCUUCGUAGAAACGGUGACGACUACUACAACCGUCCGGGAGUUCCACCAAGAUCAGGACGAGCCAUCUUCGCCAGCUUCCUCUAGGAAGGCCGAUUCAGAAUUCCACGAGGAGGAGCCCACUAGAGCUCAGGAUCAUCCUUCUCCGAUUCCGUCCGAAAAGGCAGAUUUUGAAGACCAUGACUUUGAACCAACAUCUGCUCACCAAUAUCCCUCAAGUGAGCACUGGACGACCGACGUUCACGACUUUCAUAGACGCCAAGAAGUUCCAGAGAUGAACUUCCAGCCAAAGUCUGAAGACCAAAAGCUUUCUCCUGAAGCCUCUGAAAAGUCGCUUCCAACUGGUUUCACUGAGACUGUUACCACUACUACGACUGUUCGGGAGUUCCACCACGAGGCUGAAGAGCCUUCUUCACCAGCUUUGUCCAGAAAGGCAGAUUCUGAAUAUCAAGAAGACUUGAAGUCUUCUCCGAUCGGCUCCGAAGAUCAUGACUUUGAACCGACUCCAGCUCACCAAUAUCCGUCAAGUGAGCAUUGGACGACCGAAGUUCAUGAUUUCCACCGACGUCAAGAAAUUGGAGAAAAACAAUUUCAAGCGAUUCCAUCUCCUCUGACUUCAGAAAAGUCUCUCCCAACAGAUUCUAUUGAGACAGUGACAACAACUACGACCGUUCGGGAGUACCACCCUUCUGAUGAUGUUCCGUCCUCACCAGCGCCAUCUGAUCGAGCCAGUCAGGCUGAAGAAGACGUUGAAGAGAAAUCGUUCGCAAGAGACGUCCAGGACGGUGUUCACGACCACGAUGCAGAAGAAAUGGCAGCUCACAAACCAUCUUCUCCUUCUGAGAAAGAAUUCACCCAGACUGUGAUCAUCACCACUCCAGAACACAAACCUGUCGUUGAAGAACGUCGUCCAUCUCUUGGUUCUUUGUCGCACAUCAUCGAAAGCCGUUCGCAUGAGAUCCCAGAGCCAGAAUCUCCAUUCGCGUCUGAAAAAUCGCUUCCAAGACAGUAUUCAGACGAAGAAAUCUCCGAAGAAGCUCAUCAAUCGCACUUCGUUGAGAGUUCUGAAUAUUUCAGCCAGCCGGAAUCUGCUAAACUUCUUGAGAAGGACGAGCCAGAAGAUCGUUCUACUUCGCGAGAAGGGCUUCUAGACAGAGAAGAUUCGGAUGAGGAAGCGGAGGGAGAGAAAAAGGAAGGGUUCGGUGAUAAGUUCCUGGGAUUCGCGAAGAAAGCUGGAAUGGUCGCCGGGGGCGUUAUCGUAGCUCCCGUCGCCUUGGCCGCAGUCGGAGCAAAAGCCGCUUAUGACGCCGUGAAGAACAAAGGAGAUGACGAAGAAUACGGAGAAUAUCAGAAGGUCGAGAGAGAAGAUUUGCACGAGGAAGAACCAUCUGAAAAAGACCAUUUACUGAGAGAUUCUCCCGUCCAGCACGACAUCGAGUCUGAAGAAUUCAGAAGUCAGAAGCCCUCUGAAGACGUGACUGAACUAAAAAAGCGAGAAGAAAAACAUUUGAUCGAGUCUGCAGAAUACGAAAGCCCCGCUGAAUCAGAAGAACAUCAUUUUGUUGAGUCUGACAGAUUCAAAAGCUCUCCAAAAGACCAAGAAGACGUGACUGAACUUGAAACUCGGAAAGAAAAGCAUCUGAUCGAGUCUGCUGAGUUCGAAAGCCCCGCUGAACCAGAAGAACAUCAUCUUGUUGAGUCUGAAGGAUUCAGAAGCUCUCCAAAAGACCAAGAGCCAUCUGAAGACGUCGCUGAACUCCAAGCCCAAGAGGAAAAACAUCUUAUCGAGUCUGCCGAGUAUGAAAGUCCCAUUGACGAACGAAGAAGAGUUUCUGAAGAAGAAAUUCAUCAUAGAGACCAGCACUUCAUCGAAUCUGAAGACUUCAGAAGCUCUCCGAAAGAACAAGAGCCAUCUGACGACGUUGUUGAACUGCGAACUCAAGAGGAGAAGCAUUUGAUCGAGUCAGCUGAAUACGAAAGCCCAGCCGAUGAACAGAGAAGAGCUUCAGAAGAUCACUUCCAGCAGAAAGACGACGCCUACAGUUCUCCUAUUUCCACCAGACUUUCUGGAGACGUCGACCAACAGGACACUCCGCGGAGCUACGCCGAAAGUCUUGACGCCAUGGCUGACGCUGCGGCAACACAAGUCGUCGCAGAAGUUCUUGAUCCGCGUUACAUUGUCGAAUCUGAAAAGUAUGAAGCUCCGAUUUUGGAACAACGAGUUUCUUCGCCAGUUCGAAAGGAUGAAACAGAUCAGUAUGGCUUUGAGAACGUCGCUUUUGAAGUCGAUACCGAGCAGGAGAAAGAAGCCAGAAUUGAGCAAGACCCUCACAUCGUCGAUUCAGAAGAGUACAUUGCUCCAAACCAAGAACGCGAGUUGGAAUCUCCAUCCCUGUCAGAAAAACAAGAACGAUUUGGCUUUGAAGCUGAGCAAGAUCAAGAAAGAGAAGCCGUUGAGCUUCAGGAACCUCUAGACUCUGAAGAAUACGUCAUCGAGUCGGAAGAAUACGCGGCGCCAACUUUUGAGCAACGACUAGCGUCACCAACGCCUUCGGAUCAGUCGGAAGGCGACCAGUCCGCCUUUGAAAACCCCGCAAAACUGCCCCUAGACGACGUGGAGAAGCACCGCUCUCAACACGGGUCCGCUCACUCCUUGGUUGAUGAAGCUGCAAUUGAGAACGUCACCAGAAUGCAAUACCGAGACGUUGAAGAAGAGUCCGAAGACCACGCCGCCCCUGGCCAUGACGACUACGAUGAAUGGAAGGUCUACGGCGCUCAGGGAGAAGUUCUCCACGACUUCUCCGAACAACUUUCUGAGAACGUCAUCCAGGAAGCCGAGUCCAACGCCAGUCACUUCAUCGCAACGUCUCCGCGUCACCCUAAGAAAUUUUUGAAGCAAGAAUCUUGCCAAGAUGUCACCAUCGAGCCUGAAGUCGACUACCAGUCUGACCUCCAAGAGAAGCUUGACAUCCUUGCUAAUGAAGGCCGGCAUAAAAUGGAUUCUGUGAAGGAGGAAGAGUAUCCUGAACAACUUGACGUCAUCCACGAGUCCGACUACGAGGAGCAGGACGAGAAGACCAUCAUCCAGGAUGCUGCAACUCGGCUCGUUGACGAGGUCAUCGAGCAGGUCAUGGAGACGGUCGCGCUUGACGAGCUCAAGCCAGUAACUUCUGAAUCCAACAUCUACUUCACUGCCACUGAGCAAUCCAAAGACGACAACUACGAUACCUGCGUGACUUCGCAGGAAGACACCUAUGAAUCAGCUCAUGGGUGGACCUCCCAAGACUCCGAAUAUACUACAGCGACGAGUGGCGCGACCAGUCGGCUGAGUGAUACCGACACUGAUACGGCUCGUCAAGACGCCGCUACUCCGUUGGCAGUGCUAUCACCGGUCGACUCGGACCGCCACUUUACCGUCGCACAGGACUACGAAAUACCAGUUAUUCGCGCAUUUGAUCUAGAAGAUGCUAAUACAGCUCGUUCCACCCCUGACGUUCCACUUCAGGUUACGAUCGAAGAGGAAGAGUCAGAUGAUCUGCUGCCGACCAGCCCAAGCGGUGUGUUGCUCGCGCCUUCGAUGGAUCCAGGACGUCCGAUUUCGCCAGUUCCACCAGGCCGCGUCGUGACCAAGGGCGAUGAGGACGAAGAAGAUGGAAUCUUCGUGUUCGUGGAGAAGUCUGAUGUCAGCGACGAGCCAGCUCCAGACGACCCCAGCAUCCAUGAGAAAGCCAUGGACGCCAACACCGACGAAAGCGACUCUCGUUAUUCGCGUCAACAGUCGGACAUGUCGUCGGAGAGCCACGCUGACACAGUCAUCCAGAAGAACGUCGAAGCCGAAGCCGACACAGUCACCAGCGUCGAAGACCUUCAGUCGAUGUACGAAGCCACGACGCGCUCUGGGUCCACCGAUUCGCUGGACAACACUUCCAUGAAGAGCUCCGGAAGUGGGAAGCAGUCCAGCGCUUCUUCAGUCAUCGUUCGCGAUAUUCAAAAAGAAGAAAUGCACCUGGAUGUCGAACCUCAAAAGGAGGCUGAAGUCGAAUAUGAGGACAAAGAAAACGCUCCAGGAAAACCUGAGGAUAAGGAGGAGUCUCCAAAAUCAGUCGAAGCCUCGCCUGAGCUUGAAGGCUUCGAGGUCUACCCACCUGAAGGAGAAGAACCAUCGCCAGAAGAACUAGCGACCGUCGAAGAGGAGCCCGAAGAUUCAGACUCGAUGAACGGAGGCAGUGGAAACUCUUCCGUAGGCAUGCCUUCUGACACUCUUGGUCUCGUCGGCCAGUACAAGCACGUCUCCAGCGACAACAUCUCCCUCUCCAGCCUUCAGGAAUUCGAACGUCUUGAGCAGAUCGUGUCAGCUCGUGGAGAAGGCAGCCUGACAGCCAGUGAGAUCGAGCUCUACGCUGCUGGAAAGCUCCGAAGUGGAGAAGGAUCUAUCUCCUCUCUGGCCGAGUUUGAGAAGCUCGAGCAAGAAGCCGUGGCCAACCAAUCGCCGCAGGACGAAGUCAUGAUGCUCUCAGAUAUCCGCGAAGAGUCCGAAGCGGAAGACAUGAGUAUCAGAGAUGAUGACGAGGAGCUGGAACCUUCAGAUGCCGAGAUGAAGACGCGACCAGUCAACGACGAGGACGUCCGCGGAGCAACUCCAAUUGCCGCUUCUCCCACUGAUUCUCUAGAGCGUGAACACCUUCCCAGCAUCCAGAUGUUGGAGACCAGCACCGAUUCCUUGGAGCCGACCUUCCAGGAGGUCUCCGUGGCUCCAGACGCUCCGGACAGCAUGGAUGAGACUUCCCUGGCCGAGUACGAAGUCGUGUCUCGAAUGGAUGCAGAUUCCUUGGAGCACAUCCCUCAGGACAAGGACUCUCUUCUGGAAGGCGCCAGUCAGGGCGUCGAGAGUCAGGACACGUUCGGUCUUCUCAGCGGCGACACCGUCGGAACUUAUCACGACGAGGACAAGGAUUCUCUCGACGGCGACAUGGCCAACAUGCUGCGCUCCUACCCGACCACGCUCACCACGUUCGAGACGACCGCCGUCCGUCCCGAUGGCUCCGUUCAGACGAUAUCGCGUCGCGUCGAGACCAGGGUUUGUUCCGUUUUUGAAAUUUUGGUGAAAAAUUCGAAAUUUCGUUUCUAAACUUGUAUGUAAAAUCAACAUUUUUUGAAUCUCAAUUCUUAAAAAACGUUUCUCAGCCUUGCAUGAACCAACCAAGUUAAGAAAAGCCUCAAAAAACGGUGGAAAAUUUUUAAAGUGAGAGAUGAGCCGGGACCUGAAGAGACGCCAGAGAAAUAGAAAACUCCUAGCUUCUCUGGCAUCUCUUCAGGUCGCCAGUGUUCUCUUCACAAAGUCUUCUCCUAGCUUAAAAACUUGAGAAACAUUUUGAAGACUUCAUUAGAAACUUUGAUUGUUGAUACCUGAAUAAUUAAAGGUGCGCGAUCCCCUGCUCAGCCACGUCACCUUCACCGGCACGGAAAGUGAAGAACGUCUCAAUCAACUCCCAGACGAGGAACAGUUCGAAACGGUCGAUUCCGAAGGAAACGUCACCAGAACCGUCUUCCGUCGUCAGUCGCCCACUGGCCAGCAUCACUGA
Caenorhabditis auriculariae is the source of this 15634-nucleotide messenger RNA. Lineage: Eukaryota; Metazoa; Nematoda; Chromadorea; Rhabditida; Rhabditidae. The record is from the annotation of a GenBank genome assembly.